AUGGAGAAAACGCUGACGAAACCUUCAUGUAGCUGGUGCAUAGACUAUGAGCACUUUGAGGAAAACAAGCAGUUAAGCAUCCUAGUGAAGUGCUGCAAGAAACUAUGUGAAUAUAUAACCCAGACAAGACUGGCAGAGGACAUAAGAGAAGCAGUUGAUUGUUCUUCUGAUAUUUUAGCUUUACUCAGUGAAGGAUCACUGUUUUGUGAGAACACAGAGAAACCUUCAGACUCAUCCUUCACUCUGUGUUUGACACAUUCCCCUUUACCUUCAACUUCAGAACCCAUAGCAGAUCCUCAUGCUAAUUUAUCUCCAAAGUCUGAAAGUGCCCUCAGCAUUGCCAAUGAAAGUUCUGUUGUCAAUGGUUUGCCUACUUACAAAGGACUUUCAAUAGAUAGAUUUUGUAUAAAUAUCCCCUCACCUAAACAUCCAAAUAUUAAUGACAUGUGUAAUACUGUUGAUAUAAAAACUGAGGAUCUGUCUGUCAGCCUGUCACCUAUCUGUGACACGGUAACCACUAACUUGUGCUCCACAGAUAUUGAUAUCUGGAGUUUCAGUGAAGAGCCAAAACCUGGUGACUCUCUUUUGCUGAGUGAUGAGGAAGUAAUCCACAGUUUGGAAACUGUUUCAAAUAAAGAGGUCGGAUGUCCUAAUUUGCAUACAAAUUUGGAAGCCACUGUAUCCAAUGAAACUUUCUUGUAGCUUUCUUCCAAGUCUCUUAGCCAUAAUUUUUUUAUGUCUGCCAGCCCUAUACCUCAUGUGUUAUCAUGUACAGCAGCAACUCCAAAGGUAGCAAAAUUGAAUCGAAAAAGAACCAGAUCUGAAAGUGACAGUGAAAAAGUUCAGCCACUUCCAAUACUAGGGGCGCCUACUCCUGUGACGGUGAAGCAUGAAAGGAAAAUCUUCCUUCAACCUAUAGCUACUGUUUCCAAUGUAGGCACAACACCCAAGACCACCAAAACUGUACUUUUAUCUACUAAAAGCAUGAAAAAUUGUCAUGAACAUAGAUCCAAGAGAUCCCACUCUAAAUCCAACCCAGGUAUUCUUAAAAAAGACAAGGCAGGACAGGCAAAGAUUCUUAGUCAUCAUGUUAUGCCAGGAAGUACUACCAAGACUGUGUGCAAAAAGCCCCAGGGAAAGGAAGGGUGUAAAUGUGGGCAUGCUAUGCAAAAUCAAAGUAAUCUUACAUGCAUCAGCCAGCGCUGCCAUUGUUACUCUAACCAGAAAGCCUGCUUACAUUGCAGAUGCGAAGGCUGCCAGAACUCCUACACAGCCAAUGGGGAGAAGAAGCUGGAGGUAUUUACUGUGCCAGUGAAGGCCUUGGAGCAGAGCAGACUCACAUUGGGGGUUAAUGUGACCAGCAAUGCUGUGCGCAACACAAGUACCAGUUCCAGUGUUAUCAAUGUCACAGUGUUGCCAGUAAUGACAUUUUUAGUCUCCAGUACAAAUGAUAACAAAUGUUUGAAUAAAGCUAUAGAUAUGAGAUUUGAAUGUUAA
Molecule: messenger RNA, 1497 nt
Organism: Phodopus roborovskii (desert hamster)
Lineage: Eukaryota; Metazoa; Chordata; Mammalia; Rodentia; Cricetidae
Product: E3 ubiquitin-protein ligase MSL2-like
Cellular component (GO): MSL complex
Molecular function (GO): ubiquitin protein ligase activity
Source: RefSeq, a predicted model, not a curated record